Molecule: messenger RNA, 1982 nt
Organism: Trichoderma atroviride IMI 206040
Lineage: Eukaryota; Fungi; Ascomycota; Sordariomycetes; Hypocreales; Hypocreaceae
Biological process (GO): mRNA splicing, via spliceosome
Cellular component (GO): cytoplasm; nucleoplasm; ASAP complex
Molecular function (GO): RNA binding
Source: RefSeq, a predicted model, not a curated record
AAUGGCGUCGCGCUCACCGUCUCGAGAAUACCGCCGGUCCCUGUCACGGACUCCCCCUCGAUCCAACGACUCUCGCUCGCCGCCGCCAGCGCAUCGCCGUCGACGCUACGAUUCGCGAUCCCCGUCGCGUUCGCCUCGAUCCAGAUCGCGGUCGUUUACGCCGCCGCCUCGUCGCAAUGGCCGUCAUAGGAGCGCGAGCGGAAACAGGAACCGUGAUCGCGUUAGGGGCUCUCGAUCGCCUAGCGAGAGCCCUCUGGCUAAAAGCACAAAGAUUGUGGUAGAGAGACUGUCGAAAAACAUCAACGAGGAGCAUCUUUAUGAAAUAUUCGGUCAAUUUGGACAUAUCAAGGAUCUUGAUCUGCCAAUCAACCGAAGUUUCGGUACGAACCGAGGCACCGCGUACAUCCUGUACGAUCACGAAGCCGACGCCGAAGCGGCCAUUUCACACAUGCACGAGGCGCAGAUCGACGGCGCCGUUAUCAACGUCUCCAUCGUCCUACAGCGCAGAAAGCUCUCGCCCGCGCCUCCUACAGCUCGACGCGGCGCCAACAUUGACCCUCGAGUCCCCUUUCAGAGCUCUCGCGGCGGAGGCCCACCUUCUGGCCCAAUGGGUGGUGGUGGAGGAGGCGGUGGGCGCCGUCGCCUCUCGCCAGCGAGCCGAUACGGUCCUCGAUCUGAUGUCUACCGACCCAACUCGUUAUCGCCGGCUCGAUCGCCUGGCGGAGGCCCUCCAUCUCGUGGAGGCGGCGGCGGUGGUCGAUUUCGUAGUCGGUCCAACGACUCGUUCUCUUCUCGAUCUCGGUCCAGAUCACCGGCGCCUAGACGACGGGGCGGAGGAGGGGGUAAUGGAGCAGGCCGACGUGAUGAUCACGACACCCGACGCCGCAGUCGCAGCCGCAGUUUUGACGACGACCGGAGCGCGGGUCGAAACUAUAGGUGAUGAAUGGAAGAGGGAAGAGGACCUCUAUUAAUGGCACGCUGUUUAGGCUUGGGGAAUAAUCUUGCUUCUUGUUUUAAAACCACUGGUGGCGUUGGGAGCUUAAGGGAAGGAAAGGUAUAUGGGAAGCCUUUUGGCAAAUGGACAAAUAAACAACCACGUUGGAACAACGGGUUCCAGAUGACUCAUUCUGCUUGUAUGAAGUUUACAGAUAUCACAGUGGCCAGAAAAGCCCAGUUGAUUGGUUUGCGUAUGUUGGGCGAUUGCCUUUAGAUAGACAAGAUAUCACUGCAAUGUAAGGAUUGUAUGUAUGUCAAGCCAUCUUUCGUAACGUACCGUUUUAAGUCUACUCAUUUGUCUUGAAUGUUAUUUGCUUGUUCUUAUUUCUGUGAUUGUUGUCUACCCUGCAUUUUUGCUUCAAUAUUUUGAGCCGAAAGAAUAUGGCCAAUAUUGAUGAUAAUCAGUUUCUCAAUCGUCCGAAUAUGAGUUUAAAGACUGCUGUUGCCUUUAUACAUUGCCUAAAUAUGACGAAGUCGGGCAAAUAGGGCAAUUUCAACUAUCAACCGGAUUACUAGACAAUUCAUUUGUUUUCUAGAUAUUUUUUGUAUUCUCUGGUAAUGUUCUGCCGCAGAGCAUCUGCCGAAUUCAUAGAAUAACCAACAACUUGACAGCUAAAAGCACCUCACUUGUGAUAUUAUUCAAGCAUGGUUACUAUAACCAUUCUGGUUAUGGAUAAUUAUGCCCCUUUAUAUUAGGUACGACUUGAUUAAGAAAAUACAACAGUUACAAACAUCUAAAUCGAUCCAUUAUUUCCAUAUACCAAUGAAGGCCCACACAUCUGCUUUUUUCAAAAAAGCAUAUCCCCUUUUCAAAAAAAAAAAAAAAAAAAAAAGAAAAGAAAAAAAGGAUAUGCGCGUCUCUAUACUAAAGGAAAACAAAAACACAACUUCUAACUCUAAAACAGCAUUCCUGCGCCAAUCAAACCCAACGCUACUCCAGCGGCAUGUAUAUCCGCCGUAGCAAGAGCCCUAGCAGCGCCCUUGCU